Nematostella vectensis (starlet sea anemone) is the source of this 882-nucleotide messenger RNA. RefSeq lists its product as uncharacterized. The record is from RefSeq and is a predicted model, not a curated record. The transcript has 2 exons. The coding region runs from base 94 to 642 and encodes 182 amino acids. Lineage: Eukaryota; Metazoa; Cnidaria; Anthozoa; Actiniaria; Edwardsiidae.
ACAAUUUGACCGCCUCACUGUUCUCUCUAUAAAUCGCAUAAAGCAGCAAGUACGAAUUAUUCGCUGCAGCUACAUCGACUGACGCUUGUUCUAAUGUUUAAGCCCGAGUCAAAAAUGAAGUCGCUGUUCGUGGUUCUCGUCGCCCUGUUCGCCUGUGCCGCUGCAAGAAGUGCGCCUCCAAGGAGAGAGAUUGUAAAGAAUGACAUCGAUAAUUUUGCUAGAGAUCUUAUUGACGAACACGGUACGGUGGCACCGUCUGUAGGACCAGCUCCUCCAAGCCUCAAAAAGUACUUCGACGAUAUAGCUCAAAAAAUCAUCUCGUACAUGGCCAUACAACAUGGGCUUAUAAAAUCCUGGGUUGGAGAGCAAUUCCGCGAGGUCGUGGCCGCUAAACUCAAGGGGAAGUUCCAGAAAUUCAAAGAAGAGCAAGAGAAGGCUUGGGAAAAUUUCGAGGAGAACAAGGACAAGCUUACAAAGGAGGAGAUCGUGGCGAAGAUAGAGAAAACGCACAAGGAUGCAAUGGCCUUCAAAAGCAGUGUGAGGGCUGAAAUCCACGCCCACUUAGUACAGUUACAAGAUUAUUUGGCGAAAAAGGGUAUCAAGGACGAAGAGUUGGAUAAAAGCGUUGCUGGUUUGGAAUAGACACCCGAAUGGACGUGCCGAACACUAAAUGGAAAACCCGAACACCCGAAUGGACAUCCCGAAAACCCAAGGACAUCCCAGCGACCCUAUCAAGCCUCCUAAACAUCUAAUGGACAUUCAGCUAUAAAAGGAAUAUACCGAAUCUAGGCAAAACAUUCCACAAUUUGUAGAUUUAGUAGAUCAAUUUUUUGAAUUAAAAAAGCAUUAAAAAGCUUGAAUAAAGCCACCACUUAUGUUCUA